Pelecanus crispus (Dalmatian pelican) is the source of this 2495-nucleotide messenger RNA. The record is from RefSeq and is a predicted model, not a curated record. Lineage: Eukaryota; Metazoa; Chordata; Aves; Pelecaniformes; Pelecanidae.
CCUUGAUUGCUCUUCUGAGAGAAGGAGAGACCCUGGAGGAUCUGAUGAAGUUGUCUCCAGAGGAACUGCUGUUGAGGUGGGCAAACUAUCACCUGGAGAAUGCAGGAUGCAACAAAGUCAACAACUUCAGCUCAGACAUCAAGGACUCAAGAGCUUAUUACCAUUUGCUGAACCAAGUUGCCCCCAAGGGAGAUGAAGAAGGCAUUCCAGCUAUUACUAUUGACAUGUCAGGAUUAAGGGAGAAGGAUGAUGUCCAGCGAGCGGAGUGCAUGCUGCAGCAGGCGGAGCGGCUGGUCACGGCCACCGACGUUGUCCGGGGGAACCCAAAGCUAAACUUGGCCUUUAUCGCCAACUUGUUCAACAAAUACCCUGCCCUGCAUAAGCCAGAGAACCAGGACAUCGACUGGAGCUCUAUUGAAGGCGAGACAAGGGAAGAGAGGACGUUCAGGAACUGGAUGAACUCCCUGGGUGUUAAUCCACGUGUAAAUCACUUAUAUAGUGACCUGUCAGAUGCCUUGGUUAUCUUCCAGCUCUAUGAAAAGAUCAAAGUGCCAGUAGACUGGAACAGAGUGAACAAACCACCAUAUCCUAAACUGGGUGGCAACAUGAAGAAGCUUGAAAACUGCAACUAUGCAGUGGAACUGGGAAAGAAUCAAGCCAAAUUUUCCCUUGUUGGCAUCGCUGGGCAAGAUCUGAAUGAAGGAAACCGUACGCUCACACUGGCCUUGAUCUGGCAGUUGAUGAGAAGGUACACCCUGAGUAUCCUCGAAGACAUUGGUGGUGGAGAGAAGGUGAAUGAUGACAUCAUUGUCAGCUGGGUCAAUGAAACACUGACUGCAGCCGGGAAGGAUUCAACCAUCUCCAGUUUCAAGGAUAGCAAAAUCAGCACCAGCAUGCCAGUCCUGGAUCUCAUUGAUGCCAUUCAACCAGGAUCAAUCAAAUAUGACCUCUUGAAAACGGAGGACCUGAAUGAUGAGGAGAAACUAAAUAAUGCUAAAUAUGCCAUCUCUAUGGCGAGAAAAAUUGGAGCAAGAGUGUAUGCCCUUCCAGAAGACCUGGUUGAAGUAAAACCCAAAAUGGUCAUGACAGUGUUUGCUUGCCUUAUGGGAAAAGGCAUGAAGAAAGUUUAAAGCACAAAAGACUUGAACUGAUGCCUGGUGUUCACCCUUUUGAUUCCCUCAAACUGGAUGCUCUUCUCUCUAUCGAGGAAAUAUGCAGGGUGUUCAUGCUUUCAAGGCAUGAAUGUAAUACACGGUUCCAGGUCAUACAAAAGUUGUGCAUCCACACGUAUCCAGGAAGUGUUUUGUUUUGAACAGUAAUAUGUGCUUGAUUUCUUUGCCUUAUUUUCCACUUUGCUAGAUAUAACCAUUUCAUAUUCCUGAGUAAGUUUUCAAUAAUGAGGCCUAUACAUAUCCUUCUAUUAACGGAUACCAGGGUUUUCUGUCAGAGGUCACCUGGAGAUCUUUGUCUUGGGAGGUACAGACAGCUUUUAGGAUUAUGAAAUGUUAUAUACUGCUUCUGCCUGAAAAUGUCUUCAUGCUUCUGGUAGCAUUUCUGCCAUACUUUCCUUCAGUUUGCACCUGGGAUAACAAAAGGGGUUCCCCCAAGCAAAUGCAAGUAUUAGUGACUAUAUUUUUGGAAUGGUAGGAUCCUCUUAGGAAAUUCUUUUGGAAAGAGAGAAGUGUUUGGAGUCUGCUAUGUGUUGCUGGUAUAUGAACUGAGCAGUACUUUUCUCUGCAAGUUAUGCCUCUGCCGUCAGUGGCAUUACUCACAGAGUACAUUACUACUCACUGAAAAAAACAUACCAUAACCUGGUCGUCCAAGAACACCCAAACUCUGGAACCUUUGCAAGAAAUGCUCUCCAAAGGAUAAUUCAUCUUUAUGUCAUAAUACACUUAAAGCAUAAGCAGAUUGCAAAGCAUGACAGAAAUGAAAACCACGUUAAAGAAACUAAGGGGAUACACUCAGUAGCAAUAAGAUAAGAAGUGAACCAAAGGGAUGCAGAAUGACAUAUUUAUGUAGUGAAUAAAAAUUAAACUCUGUUAACUUUACAGACUUGCACUCAAAGGGCUGUGGCCCUGAUGCAGGAGAGCAUUUAAAUGUGUGCUUGCAUAUGAAACACAUACUAAAAUGCUUCUCUGAACCCAGGCUGGGAUCCUCAAUGGAGCUAAAUCAGCGUAGCUUUGCGGCUAAUAAGACGCUGUCAAUUUACCUCAGUCGAGGACCUAGCCUCAAAUUACCUAGUCUGUGGAUAGUCAGUGGGAUAUAUUUGCACUGAAUCUCUUCCUUGGCUUGAGUCAUUUAAUAUUCUGGCCUUUAUGUGGAUUUUAUAGUGGUGCAAUGCAGAAGGAAGGAAUUUUGCCUUAAUCCAAUCCCGUUGACACAGUCUCAGUUCCCUCCUUCUCCCCCUCCCUCCCCUCCAGCACCUUCAGAUUUGCCUUAAUAAGGAACCGAUAUUCAAUGACAUGAGAAGUAUCUCCAAAAAAAGUGUUCUA